GAAAGCUCAGAGAAGAGGCCAGUAGAUCUGGGCUUUGUCCAGGGGUCUCUGGGUUUAAAGCUCUCUACCAGCACUUGAGCUCAUUUUCCCUGUGGCUGGCCUGGGUGCAGCUUCUUGCUCUGCCCAAGCUGUUAAACCCCUCAGGCUUUCCUUUUGGGAAUUCUAGUGGCGUGACAGAGACAACCCUACCCUGCUGCCAGAAUGGAAGCUAUCAAGAAAAAGAUGCAGAUGUUGAAGUUAGACAAGGAGAAUGCCAUUGACAGAGCAGAACAGGCUGAAACAGAUAAGAAGGCAGCUGAGGACAAAUGCAAACAGGUAGAGGAUGAGCUGAUGGCUCUGCAGAAGAAGCUGAAAGGAACGGAAGAUGAACUGGAUAAGUACUCCGAGGCGCUCAAAGAUGCCCAGGAAAAACUAGAGCAGGCUGAGAAGAAGGCCACUGAUGCUGAAGGGGAGGUGGCAGCUCUGAACAGGCGUAUCCAGCUCGUGGAAGAGGAGCUGGAUCGUGCCCAGGAGCGGCUGGCCACGGCCUUGCAGAAACUGGAGGAGGCCGAGAAGGCAGCGGAUGAGAGCGAGCGAGGAAUGAAGGUUAUUGAGAACAGAGCAAUGAAAGAUGAAGAGAAAAUGGAAAUCCAGGAAAUGCAGCUGAAGGAGGCCAAGCACAUCGCUGAAGAGGCUGACCGCAAAUACGAAGAGGUUGCCCGUAAACUGGUUAUUUUGGAGGGUGAACUGGAAAGAGCUGAAGAGCGUGCAGAGGUGUCUGAAGUUAAGUGUAGUGACCUUGAAGAGGAGUUAAAGAAUGUCACCAACAACCUGAAGUCUUUGGAAGCUCAAUCUGAAAAGUACUCGGAAAAAGAAGAUAAAUACGAAGAAGAAAUCAAGAUUCUCUCUGACAAGCUUAAAGAAGCUGAAACUCGUGCUGAAUUUGCAGAGAGAACUGUUGCCAAACUGGAAAAGUCUAUUGAUGACCUGGAAGAAAAACUCACCCAAGCCAAAGAGGAGAACCUGGGCUUGCACCAGACACUGGACCAGACACUCAACGAGCUGAACUGUAUAUGAAACGGUGCCGGACGCCCGCGCCGCCAGGCACUGCCCCCUCCACCCGCACUUCCCGCAUCGUCCCCCGCACCCUGCCAGAACCCAUAAGUUAUGGACAGUGCAGCUGCACCCGAGGCCUUGGUGCCGCCGCGCCCCAGGAGCCAG
Molecule: messenger RNA, 1200 nt
Organism: Pezoporus occidentalis (night parrot)
Lineage: Eukaryota; Metazoa; Chordata; Aves; Psittaciformes; Psittacidae
Gene: TPM4
Product: tropomyosin 4
Exons: 9
Coding region: 202-1056 (284 amino acids)
Biological process (GO): actin filament organization; muscle contraction
Cellular component (GO): actin filament
Molecular function (GO): actin filament binding
Source: RefSeq, a predicted model, not a curated record